AUGGCAGGGUCUGCCCAAGAUCAGCAAAAACUAACCUACCGAAAAUGGCUUGCUCCUGUUGCCCAAAAAACUCCGACUGUGCUACCGAGUGUGCUUGCGAUAAGUGCAAGAACGGCCAGUCUGCUGACAGCUCGUGCUCCUGUCGCUUGUGCUCGUGCAAAGAGAACUGCAAAUGCACCGAUUGCAAGGUGUGCCAGGCAAAACACUAGGCCUGCGCACACGGCUAAUAAAAAUCAAUUGCCUACGAUAAGCUUGGAUACCCGGAUAUCCGAUCAUGCAUUUUCGUCGUAUAAAUCAUGCAAUUGUAAUAAGGAAUGCAAAACCGGCCGGAGGCUGUGCUACUCGAAAAUUAUUUUAUUUAGCGGAGACCCUAAAUUACCUCGAAUAAAAUGCCUUGUUCGUGUUCAUCUACUAAGGACUGUGUCUGCGAAGCAGGAUGCUCGUGUUCUCACUGCCAAGACAAGAAGCCAGAAGCUGUGUGCUCCUGCGGAAAGUGCGCUUGCAAGGACGACUGCAAGUGCACUGACUGCAAGACCUGCGAGGAGAAGAAGUGAACGGUUUGCCCUUGAAAAAAGGAUAUGCUAG
This is a messenger RNA of Ogataea haglerorum, 585 nucleotides long. RefSeq lists its product as uncharacterized. The record is from RefSeq and is a predicted model, not a curated record. Bases 1 to 585 code for a protein of 194 amino acids. Lineage: Eukaryota; Fungi; Ascomycota; Pichiomycetes; Pichiales; Pichiaceae. The transcript is spliced from 2 exons.